AUGAUCAGAGGCAACGGUAAAGCUAAAAUUCCCACUGUGGGUUUUUGGUUUUAUCGUCGUAUGGUAAGAGAACGCGUCGAAAUGGACUGCCGGAGCUUUGUUUUGCGCUCAAGGAUUUGUGAGAUGGGUUUUAGUUCGGAUUUGAUAGUACAAAAUGGAUUGGUCCAUUUCUAUGCUGAGCGCGGGUGUUUGGAUUUUGCACGUAAAUUUUUCGAUGAAACUCUGGUGAAGGAUGUUGUUACUUGGACCUCAAGAAUUGAUAGGUAUGUGGUGCAUAAUUGCUCGGAUGAGGCUUUGGAAUUGUUCAAUCUGAUGCUGUUGAGUGAUAUUGAGCCAAAUGAGGUUACCAUGAUUGCGGUGGCCCAACAUCUGAUGGUGUUCCUAUGCAAAGCACUGAGUAGGCAUCUGGCUGAUCUUCGUCCAAUUUCAAUAUUUGGUAUCCUACUUUAG
Molecule: messenger RNA, 450 nt
Organism: Juglans microcarpa x Juglans regia
Lineage: Eukaryota; Viridiplantae; Streptophyta; Magnoliopsida; Fagales; Juglandaceae
Product: pentatricopeptide repeat-containing protein At2g17210-like
Exons: 3
Coding region: 1-450 (149 amino acids)
Biological process (GO): RNA modification
Molecular function (GO): protein binding; RNA binding
Source: RefSeq, a predicted model, not a curated record